UUCUCUGUAGCCUCAGCCUCAAGGGCGUGGCUCCAAAACAGAUGCUAAUAAAACCCAGGAGAGCUGCAGCCCGCAGCCUGGAGACCAGCAGGAGGUACUGGGGCAGCCAGUCAUUGGAGUUGCUGGCAGACUGGCCCUCAGACUUUGCCCAACUCCCUUCCCAACCAGCUUCAGAUGCUCAUGGCAUCCCCCGGAGCCCUGCUCCUCUGCGCACUGGUCCUGGCAGUCUCUGAAGGAAGGGGUCGGGAGGCAGCCAUCCCAGGCUGCCACUUGCAUCCCUUCAAUGUGACAGUGCGAAGUGACCCUCAAGGCACCUGCCAGGGGUCCCAUGUGGCACAGGCCUGUGUGGGCCACUGUGAGUCCAGCGCCUUCCCCUCCCGGUACUCUGUGCUGGUGGCCAGCGGUUAUCGGCACAACAUCACCUCCGUGUCUCAGUGCUGCACCAUCCAUGGCCUGAGGAAGGUGAAGGUACAGCUGCAGUGCACAGGGAGCCAGAGCGGUGAGCUUGAGAUCUUCACGGCCAGGGCCUGCCGGUGUGACAUGUGCCGCCUCUCACGCAUCUAGCCGCUAGAAGGAGUCCUAGUCCUGCUGUCCACUUGCACGAGAUCGUUUACACAGGAGCUGCUCCAGCUCUGACCUUCUGAGUAACUCGCAGUGGCUGCCUCCUGAGAAGGGGGUUCCUGUUUCUUCCUCAUCUCCUCUGCCUGAUCCUUCUAUCCAGUCUCCCAUCCCUUCCUGCCCUUCUCUGUUCCUGCCCCACAAUAAAGCAAGCAGUUCUUGA
Messenger RNA from Cavia porcellus (domestic guinea pig), 781 nucleotides. It is a transcript of the gene Gpha2, whose product is annotated as glycoprotein hormone subunit alpha 2. Gene Ontology annotation, biological process: cell surface receptor signaling pathway. Gene Ontology annotation, cellular component: extracellular region. Lineage: Eukaryota; Metazoa; Chordata; Mammalia; Rodentia; Caviidae. The record is from RefSeq and is a predicted model, not a curated record. The transcript is spliced from 4 exons. The coding region runs from base 175 to 564 and encodes 129 amino acids. Gene Ontology annotation, molecular function: hormone activity; thyrotropin-releasing hormone receptor binding.